UUACGUCAUCAGCAGUUAUGAAAGCUCUGUAACGAGUAGCAUUAUGUCCUCCAGGUCCCUGUGUCUCCUCUAGGUUACUCUGGUGUUAGCGGUGCAAACACGAGGUUUCAGUCCAAACUGAACUAAAACAGCCUGUGACGUUAUUCCACAAAGUAAACGACAAAGUCUCGGUAGCCGUUCAGCAGGUGGAUAGAUUUAGCAACAUUAGCUGAAGCCUCGUAGCAAGUAGCUAACGUGACCGAGGUGUGCUGAUAAACUUGGCAGAUGACAGUGGAGCAUUAGCUGGUAAGUGUCCAUUGGAAAAAGCUCCAACCAUCACAAUGACAGCUCAGGAAGGAGAGGGAUGGGGAGGCAUUAACCUGUCACCUCACCUGCACACGGACGAGUGCAACGAGCUAAUAACUCAACUGAAGCAGUGCCACGCGGAGCACAAUGUCCUGAAGUUCUUUGGCAAGUGCAAUGAUUUGGACCGUGCUAUGCGUCAGUGCAUGAAGAAGGAGAGGCUGGAAAAGCGGGAGCGCAGCAAACAACACGCACAAGAGAUGAAAAAGAGGCUGAAAGAAGGGCCCAAGGAGCCUUUCUGAAGGACACUAUACUCUAAAACUGGCACUGCGAUUACUCAGAUAUUGGGACACUGAAUUAAGCGUGACACUGUAACAGACUGGUCCUGCUGUGUGUGAGUCGAGGAGGAGGAUCAGAGGUAUUGUGUAGUGGUGUACAUUAUCUGGAUAGUUGAGUGAAUUUCUAAUACACAUGGAUACUUGAGUGUUGUGGAUCAUACGUCUGCAACGAGAGCCCUGAGAUUUACUGGGACAUUAAAACUUUGAACACGU
Messenger RNA from Mugil cephalus (flathead mullet), 833 nucleotides. RefSeq names its product C-x(9)-C motif containing 2 (gene cmc2). The record is from RefSeq and is a predicted model, not a curated record. Lineage: Eukaryota; Metazoa; Chordata; Actinopteri; Mugiliformes; Mugilidae. The transcript has 5 exons. Bases 321 to 584 code for a protein of 87 amino acids. Gene Ontology annotation, cellular component: mitochondrion.